Messenger RNA from Petromyzon marinus (sea lamprey), 5876 nucleotides. The record is from RefSeq and is a predicted model, not a curated record. NCBI's taxonomy places the organism in Eukaryota, Metazoa, Chordata, Hyperoartia, Petromyzontiformes, Petromyzontidae.
GCCACAACCGAAAGGGCUGGCUGCAUCUGCUUUCCCAGAUACAGCUUGUGUUCUCUGCAGUGACUAACACUGCAUCAACACAAAAAGCCUUAUCUCUGAGUCACCUGCAUUGCCAUCCAUAGCUGCAUUAGCAGCAUGAGCCUCAUUCACACUUGCAUUCACACAGCCUCAUUUACAGCGUGUACACAUUUCCAGAGCUAAAUUUGUAAACACGUUCACAUCCACAGCAACGGUUUGCAACCAUUCAUUUCCACUGCUAUACCCACAUUGACACGUUCACAUACCGUGUUGUGCAUUCACAUCAAUAGCUAUACCCACAUUCACAUCAAUAGCUAUAUCCACAUUCAAAUCAAUAGCUACACCCACAUUCACAUCAAUAGCUAUUCACAUCAAUAGCUACACCCACAUUAACAUCAAUAGCUACACCCACAUUAACAUCAAUAGCUACACCCACAUUAACAUCAAUAGCUAUAUGCCAAAUGUCACACCCAAAAAAUAAAAUCUCUAGCUACUCGCGUUCACGCUCAAAUUCACAUCCAUAGCUGCACCCGUACCCACUUUCAAAGUCACAUCAUUGACCGCUCUAUUCAAAUCUCAUAACUACAUCCAUAGCUGCACCCGUACUCACUUUCAUAGUCACAUCAUUGACCGCUCUAUUCAAAUCUCAUAACUACAUCCAUAGCUGCACCCGUACUCACUUUCAUAGUCACAUCAUUGACCGCUCUAUUCAAAUCUCAUAACUACAUCCAUAGCUGCACCCGUACCCACUUUCAUAGUCACAUCAUUGACCGCUCUAUUCAAAUCUCAUAACUACAUCCAUAGCUGCACCCGUACCCACGUUCAUAGUCACAUCAUUGACCGCUCUAUUCAAAUCUCAUAACUACAUCCAUAGCUGCACCCGUACCCACUUUCAUAGUCACAUCAUUGACCGCUCUAUUCAAAUCUCAUAACUACAUCCAUAGCUAUACCCGUACCCACUUUCCUCGUCACAUCAUUGACCGCUCUAUUCAAAUCUCAUAACUACAUCCAUAGCUGCACCCGUACCCACUUUCAUAGUCACAUCAUUGACCGCUAUAUUCAAAUCUCAUAACUACAUCCAUAGCUGCACCCGUACCCACUUUCAUAGUCACAUCAUUGACCGCUAUAUUCAAAUCUCAUAACUACAUCCAUAGCUAAACAAAACAUUUUAUUCACAAUCAUAUCUACACCCACAAACACUUGCUUCCACAUUCACUCCUAUAUUCCCACAUUGAUAUCCAUAGACAACAUUUUCUCCCAUAUAGCCAUUCACACGCACAGUGACAGCCGUAGUGGUGCCCACAUUCACUUAUUCCUACAUUCACUUUCGCGCGCGCACACAUUGACAGCCACAGAAUUUACGUUGUCACACGGCACACAUCCAUAACUAAACAACACGUUCACUCCCACCUUCUCUUCCGUGGCUACACCGCAUUCACAGUCGCACGCACAGUGACAACCCAGAGCAACAUUCACACGCACAGUGACAUCCGUAGAUAGCUACACCCACAUUCACUCUCUCCCACAUUCGCAGCCACAGCCACUGUGGCCGAUGGAGCGAGCAGGUCGUGCGGGUGGUGCGGCAUCCACGCGGCAUCAUCCAUGCGACAGCAGCAGCACGCGGAGGAGCAGCAGCAGCAGCAGCAGGAGUCUCUUCUUGUCGGAGAGGGGGCACAGAAUCAUGAGCUACACGGGCAUCCUGCAGGAUGGCUUCUCCAUGUACUCGGCCAACAAAUUCGACGAGGCUCGCAACCCGGAGGGAAUCAUUAAUUUGGGAACAAGCGAAAACAAGCUGUCUGUGGACUUGAUGGCCACACGGCUGGGUCAGCCUGAUAUGUACCACGUGGACCCCGUGACGCUGUGCUAUGGGGACUGGCGAGGACACGCAUUUUUGAAGAAAGAAAUGGCUCGUUUCCUAACCGAUUACUGCAAGGCACCCAGGCCCCUUGACUCAGAAAAUGUGGUAGUGGUUAAUGGCUGCGGUUCUCUCUUCACUGCUCUAUCAGCGGUGCUCUGUGACCCUGGAGACGGCAUCCUCAUCCCCACCCCGUACUACGGCAUCAUUGAUGAAGACAUCCGUCACUACUCGGGCGUCCGGACUGUGCACGUGCCCCUGAGCGGCGUGCCGUCUGAAGAUGAGACUCAUCCCUUCCAGCUCACGGUGCCAAAACUCGAGACUGCGUUGGAAGCUGCUAAAAAGGAGGGCAUGCGCAUCAGGGCAGUUAUUCUCAUCAACCCCAACAACCCCCUGGGCGACAUCUACCCGGCCGACGCUCUGCUCAGUUAUCUGGAGUUUGCCAAGAGACACGAGCUGCAUGUGAUCAUGGAUGAGAUAUACAUGCUCACCAUCUUCAUCAAGGGACCCAAGUUCACCAGUGUCCUCAGCUUUGACCGUCUUCCUGACCCGGACCGCACGCACGUGAUGUGGAGCCUCAGCAAGGACUUUGCCGCAUCGGGGCUGCGUGUGGGCGUGCUCUACACGGAGAAUCGCGACGUGAUCCGUGCCCUGGGCAAGGUGGCAUACGUGCAUGGCGUGCCAGGUCCGCUGCAGUACUCCGUGUCGCAGAUUCUCCGGGACCGAGAGUGGAUUGACCGUGUGUUCCUGCCCACGAAUCACGAGCGCCUGCGGAAGGCCCACCGCUACAUGACGGACCGCCUCCGAGCAAUGGGGGUGCCAUAUUUGGAGCGAGCGUCGGGCCUCUACGUCUGGGCUGAUUUCCGGCAGUUCCUGCAAAGUGACACGUUCGUGGCGGAGAAGGAUAUGUGGAUUGCUCUGAUCAAAUCCAAAGUGCUCAUCAGCCCGGGACAGGCGUUCUACUGCCCCGAGCCCGGCUGGGUGCGCCUCGUUUUUGCCGAGUCCAUGACUCGACUCAAGCUCGGUAUGGAUAGGCUGGAAAGUGCUUUACCAAAGCUCAAGUUGCUUACCAACUCUGCCCAAACAUCGAAAGGCGACCAACCAAACGCUUCCUCAGCCCUGCCCUCCGACUCCCUGGAGGACUUGAUUGGUCUGUUGCGGAAGCAGAUCCACUCGUCUGAUUGGCUGGAGCAGAACAAGGCGGAGCACUUUGCCAAGAGCAACCCGGAGGUUUACGAGAGCUUCCAACAGCUGCUCAAGAAGUGAUAACGUGAGGCCUCUGGAUCAAUUUUAGUAGAUCUAAUUUAGACACCUUGGGUUCGUUGAAGAUGGUUCAAUGCUAAUUUUAAAGGGAUGAUUUCAGAGAGAGUGUUCAGGGUGGGAUCACGAUCAGAAAUCUAUUUAGUUUCUUGAGAUCUCUGAAAAUAUAAACCAUAAUGAUGAAUUGGUUACCAUGUUGAGGUAAUAAAGCAGCAAAUUCUGAGGUUCUGGAGUAGAGCAAUACAUGAAAAAAAAAUUUGAUGUCCCUAACCCCCCCCCCCCCCCUCCACUGCUGCAAUGUGGCUGCAAUUCUAUCACAGGCCUGGUCUGAACGUGACCAUAAAUAUUGUGGCUAUACAUUUGGAAUAGGCUUACAUUUUGCUCAUGGUUAGCUGUAAACUCACCAGAAUGGGCAGGGUGGAUUUUGUUGUUCCCUGGAUUGCAUCUUUUUUGAGCCGUUUCUGUCUGAGUCCAGAGCCCAAAGUAAAAAAAAAUGACACCAGUUUCAUUCUGGUUAUCACCAAUAUAUAUUAAAACGAGGUAGAAUUAUAUUCGCAGUAUACUAUGUUCACUCAAUACUUGCCAACAGCCAUUUCAGGUUGCCCGGAAGCUGUUCGUAGCCAAAUUUUCCACGUGUGUUGUGUUUAUGCUGAUGCCUUCUCUAUGGCAGAGAUUCUUUGCUUGAAGUUGGUGCAUAUACUUAUUAGUUUCUUUUGAUUUCCAUACAUCAUGUUAAUAUCAAAAGUGUCCCAUUUAGAUGGGUGACCCUACUAAUACAGUCACAAAUGUCAAGCUAUGGUUCUGAGGUAUCCAUAGUCAUAGAGGCACACAGGUAUGUAAUAUUUAAAAUAAAUGCUUAAGCCCACGAUAGAUGAUACAGAUCAAACAUAUGAAUCGAUGUUUUUCAUUUGUCUUAUAAUGAAUUCACAUGACCCCUGCAGCCACUCGUUGCAGCUUUGACCAUUAAAAAAUAUUUAUCCUAGACUUGUGACUAACUUGUGACAGUUCAUCUACAUCUGUAGACACGUGCAAUUCAUAACAUGUGGCCAAAUAUGAAGAGAGCUUGACUCUUGAAACGGUUUAAGUGCAAAAUACUUAUUGAGUUCUGUAUUUCCAUCCUGACCGUCCUUUAUAGUUCGACACGAUAUUGUGAAUUGCUGGGCAUUCAGUCACCUUCACCAGUCAUUCUUCGGAGCCUGAAACAGCAUUUAGGCUGAUGCUGCUGCUAUUUCUGCAGUCGUGUCAUUUUUAAAUUGAUAUUCUGACUCCUGGUCCUGUCGUUUCUUGCAACGGCUUUACUUAGAUUAGUUCGUGCUACCGUAUAUGCGGAGUGAAUUUGGACGAAAAGGUGCCAAACAUGAGAUUAAACACGUGCAGCCCGAUUUGCACCCAGGUGGAAUGGAAUCAUAAUUUGUAUUUGCAUUUGGCAACGAUGUCCAAUCAGACUUCACCAUGGCUAUUGUUAAAUUCAGACUUACAAUGGGUUCUUCACACUAAGGUGGUCGGGGGCCAGAGUAAAGAAAAUUAUAUUAAGAUUUGCUGUAAAUCUGGCAGGUAUGAGUCGUAUGAUCAUAAACAUCAUUGGAGAAAAGGGAUCUUAAGUCAAAGUAAAUUGUGGGUAUCAUGGUGAGAUUGUAACUGUUGUGGGAGUGGUGGCUUGGGAUUAUGUCAUCACUCCCACGACUGCCAGAUUUUUUACGCACUUCCCCAUUAUCACAGUUGGCUACAUACGGUGCGAAACAAGUUCAACUUGCAUACCAAUCAUGUCAGAAAGACAUGUAAGCAUCCAGGCGUUUUAAGCCAGCCUGUAGCUAAGGUAUUUUAAUCAUGUUGCUUAUAUGAAUGAUGAAAAUAAUUAUUGCUAGAUAUUACAAUUUUCAUAAUGAUCAGUUGUGAUUGACUUACAAGUGGCCCACUCGUUUACUCGGAAUUACACAUCUUAUCGUAAACCGACACUGUUACAAAGUGAUGUUAUCGUCGACUCUGGCCCCAGAACUUUAAACUGAGGGAGUGCUGCUGGCCAGCUCUUCGGGGCGCACGUCUGUAUACUGAUAGUCGCUUGUGUGAUGAUAUGACAGUUGCCAUGCGAUGAGUUUGAUGACAUUUGUUUUGCUCCGACAGCAAGUCAGAGGAAAUUGAAAGAGGAUGAUGCUAUGGUCGCGGUGCUCGUUUCCUUGCGGUGUUUUUCGUUGUGAGUUUUGUGACGCUUGAAUGGUAUUAUUGCCAGUGUGUUUCCACCAUUGUUCGUUGUCUUUGUAGAUGUGUCCUUAACCCCAGUGUCGUUGCAGUACUUGAAAUAUAUUCCUGACAUUGGUAUUUUCAACAUUGACAUUCCAAUAUAACUGUUUAAUGUUUGUCCCUUUCGGGGUUGCGGGAUGUGUGCGUGCUGUUUGCUCGUUAUAUGCCAUUUCUCUUGGAAGUGAUGUUGAAUGAGAUUUUUCGUGAACCUACAAUUAUAAUAUAAAAACCAACCCAUCUAAAUGUAAGGUGUUCUGUAUGAAAAUUGUCUUUUAAAAGGCCAGUAGUUUAUUUGAACAGUUACAUUUUAUUUUUAAAUAACGGUGUAUGAUGGUGAUUUUCACAUUUCAAAGCAAAAUGGUUUUGCCAGUCUGAGAUCUCUGGAGUGUGCAUAUAGUGUACGUGUUAUUAUUACAUGCAUUGUCUUGAUUAAAGCACAUUGUCUUGUGAUAUUCAAUUUGUUUUGAAGCUGUGCCAUGCACUAUAAUUAAAACACCAUUUAGCA